Messenger RNA from Aphis gossypii (cotton aphid), 3181 nucleotides. It is a transcript of the gene frj, whose product is annotated as lysophospholipid acyltransferase 7. Gene Ontology annotation, cellular component: membrane; mitochondria-associated endoplasmic reticulum membrane contact site. Lineage: Eukaryota; Metazoa; Arthropoda; Insecta; Hemiptera; Aphididae. Gene Ontology annotation, molecular function: lysophospholipid acyltransferase activity. The transcript has 9 exons. Gene Ontology annotation, biological process: phosphatidylinositol biosynthetic process; lipid modification. Bases 279 to 1637 code for a protein of 452 amino acids. The record is from RefSeq and is a predicted model, not a curated record.
UUUGGCAUCACCAAAGUAGUUAAGUAGUUGUAAACUUGUAAAUAAAUUGUUUUGCAUUAGUACAUUACUGAGAUUUAGAAUUUUGCUUAUUAAAUAACCAUAACGUCUAUUUGAAAACUAAUUAUUAGACUCCGUGCAUUGAAUGUUGAUAAGUCCAUACAAUUUAAGUAAGAAAACAUUAUACACAUUUAAAGUUUGUUUUUAGAUUUCAUAGGUUAAGAGUUAGAAGAUGAAGUUAUUUUUCCCUAAGGCGCAGUGGAUGUGAACUACAGCUAACCAUGUAUUCUGAUGACACUGUGUAUGUUGGCUUAUUGGUAUUAUCAUUUUUAUUUAGCUUUUUAUUCAGAAAAGUUAAACACAAAAAUGUUAAACAAUGGAUAUCAACUAUUUAUGGAGUAAUUAUUGUACUAACGGUUUCUGGCUUACACAUUGUCCAUCCGAUAAUUUGCACACUAGUCAAUUCAAUUUUGAUACAAAUUGAUAAAAGGCGUUGUCAUAUAUUAAGUUUUUUAUUUACGUUUGGAUAUUUAAUAUUCUUUCGCAUGACAACAUAUUUUGGAAUACCAUACCCACCAGCUCAUACUAACUUAAUACAAAUGAUGCUUACUCUAAAGCUUGUUGGUCUUUCGUUUGAAGUCCAUGACAGUUAUUUAAUUAAAUUGAAAACAAAGGAUGCAAAAUGUGAUGCUGAAAAAAAAUUUAAAAUGAUUUGUCAACCUAGUUUUAUAGAAGUAUUUCAUUAUGCAUUUUGUUAUAUAGGCAUCUUAACAGGACCAUAUUUUAAGUAUCGUACUUAUUGGGACUUAUUUAAUCAUAAUUAUUGGAGAAAAGCUACUUAUAUUAAUUUAUUAGUUAAAAAAAUACGUAUGAUUCCAACUUUAAUUAUUUGUUAUUUGGCAACUUCGUGGAUAUUUCCAUUAAGUGAAUUCAAUAAUGACUCUUUUUAUACCUCAACAUCGUUGUCAUACAGAUUAUGGUAUAUGUACUCUUCAUUUUUUAUUUUUCGCACAAGAUUAUAUUUGGGCUUUAUUUUUUCUGAGCUUAUUUGUAUAGCUUCUGGAAUGGGUGCUUAUCCUGAAAUGACUGAUCCACAGUCUGGAAGUGGUCCAACUAAAAAUUUUGAAUUAUUAGAAACAGAAUAUUCUGGAAAAAGAGAGGCUUACAAUUUUGAUUGUAUUGAAAGUAUUGAUAUUAUGAAAGUAGAAACAAUUUCAACUGUCCGUGGAGCUACGAGAAUUUGGAAUAUGACCGUACAGUACUGGAUUGCUGAAUAUGUGUAUAGAAGAAUUCCUAUUAAAAAACUUAGAACAUUGGUAGCAUUUGGUAUUUCUGCAUUAUGGCAUGGCAUAUACGCAGGUUAUUAUGUUAGUUUAUGUUCAGUGCCUUUUUACUUAGCAGUGGAAGAUAUUUAUGAUAGACAAUACCGUAACUAUGCUGAUUCUGCAGGAAAACGCAUAUUAUGGACAUUCUUCUUAUACACUAUGAAAAUGUAUCAGUUUUCAUUUUGGGGAUGCACAUUUCAACUUUUACAUAUCGACCUCAUAUUUAAAUACUGCCAAUCUAUAUAUUUUCUCCCUUACAUUGUUUUAAUAAUUAUGUAUGCCAUCUCUCGAUUUAACAACUUUCGGACUAGUUGACCAAAUAAAACUAUUUGGCCUGUUGCAGUCAACAUCAGAGAAUUCCUCUAAGGGACUAGGAGCCUAUUAUGUUAUGUUUUGUUUUGUUUUGGUGAAGUAUACCAUAAUUUUAAAAUUAAUAAAUAAGUUGUAUAUUUUUCUUAUAUCUAUUGGCCUUCUACACCAAUGGGUCUAUAUGAAAAGAAAAUAUUGCCUUUUCGCCACAAUAUGAAAGACAUUUGUAAUAAAAUUUUAUACGAUUUACAAGUACAUUUUUAAGUGCUAUUUGUAUUAAGUUUAAUUUCAUAAGUGUAAAUACACAAAAUAAAAAGAUAUGCCCUCUGAUAUAAAAUAUGAAUACUUUUGACUAUUAAUUAUUAUCUAUUGUUAUGUAAAAUAAAAAAACUGUUUAUAAUUAUUUUAUUAGCUUAAUGUAUUAACUAAUAAUUGUGAAUAAAUAAUAUUAGUGAAUAUAUUAUAUGUGUUAUGUACAUGCUUUAGUGAUAGUAACAAUAAUAGAUACAAAUUCAACUUAUUACACUCCUAAAUACAAAUUUAUUUCUUUAUGGCUUAUUGAAAGUACAUAAAAAUAUGGGCUUUAAAACUUAAUAUUAUUUUAUAAAUAGUAUAAAAUUUAUGUUAAAGUAUCCAUGGAUAUGGCAUUUUGUAAUGGCUUUAAAAAUUAGUAACUUCCAUAUACCUAAUUUUUGUUUUUAUAAAAUAACCAAUUUUACCAAUUUAAAUUUACAUUAAAUACUAUGUUUUUAAUCAUAAGAAUUAAUUUAAUAUGUUGUGCCAUAUUGUUCUUUAUCAUAUUAAUAUAUAUUUAAACUUCCAACUAACAUCCUUAAAUAGUUAUUCUUUAAUUAUUGUUAGAAUAUAAAAAUAUACCUAUACCUAAAAGUUAAGACACAUAAUACACGCAUAAUUAUUAUAUAUACUUAAAAUUUGCCAUGCUCGUUUAAGUUAUAGGCAUUUAUAAUAUAUAAGAAUAAUUUAUAUUUGUAUGCUUUGGUAUAAAUGUGUAUACUAUAUGUAUAUAACUUAUGAUGUUUAAGUUAACUAUAAAAAUAAAUGUAUCUGAGUUUUUCGUAAAUAAUAAAGUGUUUUAUAUAUAUUUUUUUCAUUUUGGGCUACAUUUAAUUGUAUAUUUAAUUAAUUGUUUUAACUAAAUUAUUGUUUUUUUUUUUUGUUUUAUAAAAGGUCUCUAUAAGGAACUUAAUAAUUGAAUAAAUGUUUGAUUGUUUAUUUCUAAUUUAGCAUUUUAAUUUAUAAUGUAUGUUUUAAUUAUUGGUUAAAAUAAAUAACUAUAAAUAGUUAAACAUUUUUUAUAUAUUAUUUUAGUUCAUUUUUAGUUUAGCUAUAUAACAUCCCACUUUUGAUGUUGAGUGAGCAUCAUGCUCACUUCUCUGUUUUUCCAUUAUUAUUUAUUGUUUAAUUAACAUUGAACAUCAAAAUUCAAAGCCAAUACUUAAUAACUCAUAUUUUAUCUUUUUAUAAAAAAUAUUUUUACCAUUUUUGUAUAUUAUAAACAUUUCUAAUAAUACAGUUCAAAUAUUAUUUUC